CAAUAUGAGCGAUCCUGCAGAAUGGAUUGGUGAGGCUAGAAAAGGUUUUGGACUGGGGGAAGGAAGCAACCCAGUAAACAGUCAUAAAACAAGAAACUGACAUUUUUGAAAAUGCCAAGUUUAUUCUGAGUUCAGAACGCUUGCAAUUACUGUCUCAAGAUUAAAACUAUAGGAAUGUGACUGGCUGACUGGUAUGUUUAUUUUCUCAAUUAGCAGCGCCUUUUGGCUUAGGGGAAAAAAUAUAACAGUGAUGGCAUUAAUUCUUUUGUCUUGUUAAUGUGCUGACCCAAUGUGGGAAUGAAGUAGAGAGCCAGAGUUUCCCAAAGCAAGCAUGUUGGUUAUAUUAGCAGCUUAGCCUGAGAAACAUAAAGCAGGAUAUCUGUUAAGCCUGGGAAAGGCAGGAAAAAGAAGUCUGGGAUUUAAAUCACAGAGGACAUAAAAAGGAAUUUGCUCUCAGUUGACAGAACAAUCAUUUAGUUUCAUCCUACUAUGUACCAAAAAAAAAUUAUCUAGUUGCUUUGUGGCAUUUGUCUAGUAGUUUUUCUUACCCAGCUAAAUAGUGUCUCAGGAUUUAUUUGAACAGACUCUGGAAAAUCCAGAGAAUUCUGGAUUCUUAUAUCAUUUCUAACUAACUAGUUGCUGUUUCAAAUGCUUUAUAUUCUAAUUUAGAUUUUACCAUUUAGAUUUUAAAAUGCUUUAUAUUUUAAUGUUUAAAAAUAUUUUUUUAAACUCCAUUGGUCAUUAUUUCUGUUGGUUGACUAGCUGAUAGAAGUCAGAAAGAACAAAUUACCUCACCUGUUCUUGUAAGGUGAAAAAUAAAGUGCAAGGUAUUUUUUUUUCCAAAUUCUCAUUUGUUCUCAGGCCAGAGCUCAACAUGUUUUAAGUUUUGUUCCACUGAAACAUGGAAAAGUUGAGCUAUUUUUUUGUUCCAUUGGAAAAUAGCCAGCAGGAAAGGUUGGUGGAAUAUUUUGAAGGUGCUGAUUUUUUUCUGCAUUCCAAUCCAAAUGUGUUUUUCAUUUCUUGGGCAAUGCUAGUUCUAAGAUCAUUUAAAAUUAUUUUCAAUAAUCAAAAGUAUAAGUCCUGGGAAGAUGCUUUUUUGUAUUAUAAUUAUUUUAAGCUUUCAACUCUAAGUAAGAAGGCUGGCAACUAACAUUGUAGGCAUUUAAAGAUUUUUUUACAAUUUAGUAAAGAGUUUUCUGGAUAUGUAUAAUAUUAUACUGUUUCAUAGUUAUUGACUAAUUUACUUCAGAAAUAUAUUAGACAUACUAAGUUGUAUAUUAGGCAUACUAUGGUAUUAAAAUUAUUUGUUGCGGGAACAGAUGCAAAAAGCAGUACGAAUAAUAUAAUAACCAAAAAUUUUAUGGAUCCAAAAUUAGCUUUGGAGUUUGGAGUUUAAUGACAGGGAACAUAGUUUAAUCUUCUAAACCUUUAAUGAAUGAGCUUUCUGGGCAAUUAAUUCAUGGAACUUGAUAUAGUUUCUUUUUUAAGCUAUUCAUGUAUGCAGUUUGACUAUUUCUAAUUAUUCCCCAAUAUAAAAAGAUGAAAUAACAGUUUAAAGCAAACAGAAAUCACAUAUUCUUUAAAUCAGGCCUGAGUUUUGCUGAAAGAAAAAAUAGUUUUGAAAGUAUCUUAUGUUUCUAAUAGAAAAACGUGUGUCAAGUUUCCAGUAUUGUAUAUUCAAAAAUACCUCAUUCUUGGGUUAUCUAAUUUUAUGAGGAUUUCAUAAGCAUAGCUUAUUUAAAUUCUUAUUUAUGAAUGGAAUGCUGCUGGGGCUGAUUCUAAACAAACAACAAAGCAAAGAAUAUCUUUUGCUCUGCUGUAAAAAAAACCAAUGUGGUAUUUAUACAUUAAUUUUACAAGGGAGAACAGUUAUCUUUAACAACAUCAAGUUUUGUUGUCUACCUCACAAUUCAACAUCUAGUUUUUUUUCAAUAGUAAUAAUAUUUUGUUUUUCUAAGUAGGGUCCAUCGAUUAAACAAUUUAUGGACAUUUUCUCUCUUCCUGAAAUGACCCUACUUUCAUCAGUGACUGAUUAUUUCAUGACUCGUAAUAUUGAGUAUGACCAAGUUCAUCUUUUCAAGGACAUAAGUGAUGCCAUUAAAGAUGUCCAUGUGAAAGGAAUGAUGUACAAAUGGAUUGAAAAGGACAUGGAGAAAUAUAUUCUUCAUGGAGAUGAAACAUACGCUGUCUUAAAUAGGCUGGUUAACAACAAUAAAAAACUCUUUCUCAUCACAAACAGUCCUUUUAGUUUUGUCGACAAAGGGAUGAAAUACAUGGUUGGCAAAAACUGGCAGGAUCUUUUUGACAUGGUCAUUGUGCAAGCAGAUAAGCCCAGUUUCUUUACUGAUAAGCGAAAGUAAGUAUAUUGGUUGUAUUA
This is a messenger RNA of Thamnophis sirtalis, 2377 nucleotides long. Lineage: Eukaryota; Metazoa; Chordata; Lepidosauria; Squamata; Natricidae. The record is from RefSeq and is a predicted model, not a curated record.